UCUGCCGGUAGUGUGGACGGGUGACAUGCUGAGCGCGAGGGAGAGGGUUUGAUCAUUUGGUGUUCACAGAGUAAGACAAAAGAGUAACAGUUAAAGCCAAGGGCAGAGGGGUAUUAACGCAGCGUUGGAGUAUAGUAGUAGGUUAAAAUAAGGAUACAGACCCUAGCUGGUUACCAAAGAAAUAGUUUACAGUUUAGGAUAACGUUUCCAGCGCACUGGUGGUGGAAAUACCGAAGACAAAGAGGAAUAUAAAAGUGUAGGUCAACUGUAAAUAGUUGAAGUAUGCAGGAUUAAUAAGCGGAGAACCAAGUGUUUUAAGAGGAGCAGCGUUACCUUACCUUUUUUGGCUGCAAGGUAAACUGCUAAUCCAGGUGGAAUAAGAACAAACCGAGAACAAAGGAAGCUGAGCAGAAAGCCAUUCAGGGUGAAGUGGAGAAUAUCUUAAGUCAGCCUAAUCGGUGGAGGAGGUAACAGCCACGAGGUAGGGGUAUGGCAGCUGUCAGUAGCCCAGAGAGCAGCGCCCAACCCCGGGUCUAUUUCCAGACACCAGCUGGCGACGAUGAGAUCCCGGUUCGGAAACAGGGCCGGGUUACUGUCAAGUACGACAGAAAAGAGCUUAGGAAGCGACUUAUCCUGGAGGAGUGGAUCUUGGAGCAGCUUAUUGAACUAUACGAUUGCGAGGAAGAAGCAAUUCCAGAACUAGAGAUUGAUGUUGACGAACUACUAGACAUGCCUAGUGAUGAAGAGCGAGGCACACGUGUAAAGGAACUGCUAGUUGACUGUUACAAACCAACAGAUAACGUCUUUCAGAGUUGUACCCUACUCCUGCAGAAAAACAUGAAAAUAAAACCACAGCACUUCUGUAUUCUACUUACCAUGCUGCAGAAGGUUAAAUGCUGAAGAAAACUGUGAAGGGUGUUUGAGAAUUCUUCCUUUUGAGACGCAACUUCCAAUUGACUUAUAAGAGGGUUGGAUAGAUUCAUGGCAGACAAAACAAAUGACAAAAACACAAUUCCAGAAUUUCCACUGGUGUAUCUGAACUUCAUUCCAGCACAUACUCUCACUUUUCACCCUUCAGAAAAUCCAGUGUACCCCUACCCGUAAUAUUU
Messenger RNA from Protopterus annectens (West African lungfish), 1109 nucleotides. It is a transcript of the gene PPP1R14B, whose product is annotated as protein phosphatase 1 regulatory inhibitor subunit 14B. Gene Ontology annotation, molecular function: protein serine/threonine phosphatase inhibitor activity. Gene Ontology annotation, biological process: regulation of phosphorylation; innate immune response. The record is from RefSeq and is a predicted model, not a curated record. The transcript is spliced from 4 exons. NCBI's taxonomy places the organism in Eukaryota, Metazoa, Chordata, Ceratodontiformes, Protopteridae. Gene Ontology annotation, cellular component: cytoplasm. Bases 490 to 900 code for a protein of 136 amino acids.